AUGUCUGGAUCUGGAGGAGGAGAACUCAGGGCACCCAUUUUUAAUGGUGAAAAUUUCGAUUUCUGGCAAAUCAAAAUGAAAACCAUCUUCUGUUCGCACGAGUUGUGGGAUCUAGUGGAGAAUGGGUACAAAACUCCGACGAAGGAGGCGGAGGAGCUCACGGAAGCAGAGAGGAAGCUGAUGCGUGAGAACUUGGUGAAGGACGCUAGAGCUCUGGGUAUCAUCCAAGGGGCUAUAUCAAAUCAAAUUUUUCUACGAACUGCAACUCAAGAAUCUGCAAAGGCUGCGUGGGAUAUUUUGAAACAAAGGCGUGAUAGGCAUGGUGACAAUAGUGCAGAGAAGGCUUUUGCUAGCUUCAACGUUGGAUCAAAGGCAGCACGGUCUAAUGGUCACACCAGUAAGUCUCAGAAGAAUGCCAAACCACAAGGGCAACAAUGGGGCAAAAAGGGUGAUGGAGGUAAUAAGUCUAAUUCAUCUAUGAAAAAUGAGACAGACAACACUGGAAAUAAAUGCAAAUUCUGUGAUAAAUUGCACUAUGGAGAGUGUUGGUUUAAGAACAAGGUGAACUUUGCUAAUCAGGUUGAAGAAACUGGAAACUUAUUUUUUGCUAAUCAUUCUGGAGAAGUAAAGAAGAUGAGUGAUGAAUGGUACAUAGAUAGUGGAUGUAGCAAUCAUAUGACAUCUAUGGAAGACUUGCUUGUAGACAUUGACAGAGGAGUGAAAGCAAAGGUUCAAGUAGGCAAUGGAGUUUUGGUUGAAGUGGCAGGAAAAGGGACACUGAUCAUUGAAACAAUGAAGGGUAAGAUGUAUAUAAAGGAGGUUAUGCUUGUACCUAGUCUAGUUGAAAAUUUGCUAAGUGUAGGACAUAUGACAGAGCAUGUCCAUUUUCUUGUAUUUAGAGAUCACAAGGUUGACAUCUUCAAUGAUAGUUCCUUAAGUAACAUGGUGGUAAGUGUAAAGCAAAAGGGGAAAAUGUGUUUUCCUUUAACUUUCAACACAAUCAAGGAGGUUACCUUGAAAACAAAUGUGCAAGAAUGCUCCAAGAUAUGGCACAAGAGGUUUGGGCACUUAAACUUUCGAAGUCUCAAGCUGCUGCAAAGCCAAGCAAUGGUAUUGGGGCUGCCUGAAAUCCAAAAUGGUGAAGUGUUGUGCCACGGUUGUGUAUUGGGGAAGGGUCAUAGGGAGCCAUUUCCUAAGGAAUCAAAGUGGAGAGCCAAUGAGCCAUUAGAACUGAUUCAUUCAGACUUGUGUGGUCCAAUGCAAACAGCAAGCCCAAGUGGAAAUAAAUAUUUUAUCACAUUCAUAGGUGAUUUUUCAAGGAUGUGCUGGGUUUAUUUUCUGAGAAACAAGUCCGAGACAUUCCAUGUGUUCAAGAAAUUCAAAGUAAUGGUGGAGCUUCAAUCCGGAUACCAUGUGAAGAGGUUGAGGACUGAUCGGGAUGAGAAUUAA
Messenger RNA from Prunus armeniaca (apricot), 1449 nucleotides. Lineage: Eukaryota; Viridiplantae; Streptophyta; Magnoliopsida; Rosales; Rosaceae. The record is from the annotation of a GenBank genome assembly.